Manduca sexta (tobacco hornworm) is the source of this 6870-nucleotide messenger RNA. Its product is annotated as myotubularin-related protein 10-A. The transcript has 12 exons. The record is from RefSeq and is a predicted model, not a curated record. NCBI's taxonomy places the organism in Eukaryota, Metazoa, Arthropoda, Insecta, Lepidoptera, Sphingidae. The coding region runs from base 410 to 2482 and encodes 690 amino acids.
CCAAAGUUGCAACACCAUCCUAUCUGUCGUCGUUCGUUGAUUUGCUCGCUUGCGUGUUGUUGUGGAUCAAAUAUAUUUUUAUUACAUUAUUGCCUUUUAUCAUAGAAAUUGGCGUUCUCAGUUUAAUAAAAAGAAUAAAAUAUGUGUAGAUCUUGGUUUAUUGUUGUUGCAACCGUCGGGUAUCGUCGCGAGUGACAGAAAUACAUGUGCAGAUAGUGCAGUGCUUUUGGUGGAUGAUUGUUAUCAAAUAUACGUGAAUAAGAGGCGAAUCAUGUGGAUUUUUGCUAAUUUAAACAAUUAUCACCUCCCACUGAAACUAAUGUAGGGAAGAAUUUCCGUAUUUAAGUGAAUUUAACGAAUUGCUAGCGUCCUAAGUGGGUCAACGUCGCGUGUGAUUCUUUUGAUUACAAUGAAUGAGAAAAAGUUGGUCCAGAAUUUUAGAAGCUACCUCACCGAUUCGCCAGUGGGCAAAGGCGAGAAGAAUGGUUCGUUGCAAGAGUUGAAACCCAAAUUACUAAAUGGGGAGCUUGUGACCGGCGCGGCGCACAGCGUGAUCCUGCUGACGCCGCUGAGCGAGCGGGACCGCGGCCGCUUCGGAUCGCUCUUUGUCACCAACUUCAAGCUGUCCUUUGUCCCCAUGGAGAACACCAGCAUUGAUGAGUACAGCCAGCGGAACUACUUGCUGGGCCCGUACGACGUCCCUCUAACGGCCGUGGGGGCUGUGUGGCUGACUGAUGGCGGGCCGGUGCGGCGGCGGCGGCUGAUGCCCUACGGAGACAUGCCAGGGAAGGUGAAAGGGUUGCAGGUUAUAUGUAAGAACAUGAAAGUCAUGACCUUCAGCUUUGCAAACUCACCCAUAGACAGCGGGCGGAAGAUAGCCCUCGCGCUCAUGCACCACGCCUUCCCCAAACGGCACGACCUGCUCUUCGCAUUCGAGUACAGAGAACCCUACUAUCCGACACUGCCCUCCGAGCUGAACAUGUUCCAAAGACCCGCAGACUGGAAGCGCGAACUCGAGAGAUGCGAGUGUCCCCACUGGAGGAUCACUUGCAUCAACGGCACCUCAGAUGCCUUCAUGUUGACAGCUGGUGAAACCCUCAUAGUGCCCAGUACGGUAUUGGAUUAUAAUUUGAUGGAGUCAGCGAGGUAUUUCAGGUCGGGCAGGGUGCCGAUCUGGGUGUGGGGCCGGCCAGAGGGUGCGGCGUUGUUGAGGAGUGGAGAGUUGCUCUCCACUGAACAGUCAGCGACGGCUGAGAGCGUUUUGUUGGAACAGGUUCGCCGCUCUCAUCCUAAGCUGACACCUCCCUACGUAUUGUAUCUAUGUGGCAACAGUUUUACCAAUUCUGGCUCGAAUGCAAAUAUUCUACCGCCCCUACCUGCACUGCAGACAUCGUACAAAAAGCUGGUGGAGUUGUGCACGCCAACCACCCUCGGAGGGUUUUGGGUGCAGGACUCUCAAUACUACUCGAUCCUGGACUCGAGCAAAUGGUUGCGGCACGUCGCCAACUGCAUCGCGUUCGCAGACGACGCCGCGCAGCACCUCGCCGACAACGUCACCGUGGUACUGCAAGAAGGCGAUGGGGUCGACUACUGCGCUGUAGUGUCGUCUCUCACGCAGCUGCUGGUAGACCCUUACUUCAGGACGAUAGCGGGCUUCCAGUCACUCAUACAGAAAGAAUGGAUCGCGUUAGGACACCCCUUCUGUGAUAGACUCGGCCUCCCCCGUCCGGGCAACCCGAAGGACCCGUCGAAGGACGCGGCAGCAGCGCAAACAGCGCCGGUGUUCCUGCUGUUCUUGGACUGCGCGUGGCAGCUCACGCAGCAGUUCCCGGCCGCGUUCCAGUUCACCGAGACGUACCUCACCACGCUCUGGGACACCGCGCAUAAUCAUCUCUUCGACACUUUCCUGUUUAAUUGCUCCAGGGAUCGGGAGCUUGCUGUUUCAAAGAACUUCGUACAAAGGCCGGUGUGGGACUGGGGCGAGCAGUUCUCCGAACAGGACAAGGCGCUGUUCUACAACCCGUUGUACAUGGGACUCAGGCCGAUUAACACACCGUUGCAUAGGCUAUCGCAAUCGUCGCUGGGCGCGUCGCGCGCGGACACGCGGGUGGAGGCGGCGCGACUGCGGCCGUGCGCGUCCGUGGCGGGCGUGGAGCUGUGGGCGCAGUGCUACGAGCGCUGGCUGCUGCCGCUCGACGCGCCGCACGCCGGCCACGUGCAGUACCACGUGCGACACUACGCGCUGCUGCACGAGAUCCAACAGCUCAACGAGAAAAUAUCAUCGUUAUCGAUAAUGUCGAACCGACAAUCGAACGGCGAGCCGGAGGUGGAGUCCCGGCAGCCGACGGUUGUAAGUCGGUUCCACCCAUUCAGUCUUAACCGAGGCGACGUGGUCACGGGCAGCCUCGACGCCAUGCAGGUCAGCCUCAUCGACGCCAGCUUGCUCCUCGACUCGCAAUCCCUACUCAAUGCGCCAGACUAAUCAAGCAAUACUAGCUCUUAUUGCACCUGAUUCUGACUCCCAGUCCCUACUCAACGCGCCAGAUCGAUCAAGCUAUUUUAGCCCUUAACGCACUUGACUCUUCCAUGUUACGUGACUUAUUACAGUGGCUUUAAGGGCGAUAUCGCUUGACACAGAACAACAUAAGGCGGGUUAUGUACAUUCAAAAGCCAUUUCAUGAAUAGUAUUAGUAUUGUAAGUACGAAACCAGUCCGUAUACGCUGCCGGAAAAGUAAAGGCGAUAGUUGUAAGCGUUCGAGAAUGUAAAUAAUUGUUUAACAAUGUAUGACUGAAUGACAUAUUGAGACUACAUAGUGUGCUUGUAGUUAAAUUAAUGUCGUUGCGUAUAUUUAUAAUAGAUGUUGUAGAUAUAAUAUGAAAAAUGGCGUUUUUAGUUAGCAGAGUUGUGGGUGAUAUAAUACUUGUGAAUUUAGAACACUAAAGUAGAACAAAUAUAUAAGUGAAAUAUGUUGCUUUACAUUUCUUUAAACUGCUCCUUUGCGGCUUCCAGAAUCACUCCGAUAUGUACCAUACGUCCCCACACAAUUUAGUUAUUAGAUCUCUAUACUUUGUUCAAAAGAAAUCUUUUAAAUUGAAAUUGAUGAGGAAUUGAAAGUAUAUCAAAAAAUGUGUAUAUUUUUAUAUGUAAACUCUAUGGUUUGACCAUAGUUACUUGUCGAGGGCUGUAUACUUGUUGAGGCUAACCGGCUUCUUGGCAACUUGUCUUAAGGCUGAUUUUUCAAUGGCCAGAACCUCCGUAAGACAAUGAGCUUAAUCCAUAUCUCGGGAUCGAUCGAAAAUUGGACCAAUCAAAAUAAAGAUUUAUAUCAACGCUCACAAAUAACUUAGUUUGAUUGGUUUACUUUGGAAUCGAACAGUAGAUAUGACUUAAGGUCGUUUAUUAAAUUCGGAUAAUAAUCGAUAGUAUCGAUAAUCGAUUUGAUGGAAAUUUGAGAACUUGUCAAAAUUAUUUUUCUAAUAAAAAAUAUCUGUCGAUUCAAAGAUCAGCCUCUACUUUAUUAAUUAUUAUAGGUCAUUCCAAUAUCAAAAAUAAUUAAUAAAAAUGUAUCUUUGUUUUACCAAUUUUUUUUUUACUAGUGUGAUAAUAUGGCAUCAUGAGCCAUGUUACAAUACUAAAGGUAAAACUUCCAUAUUCGUUCUAUUAUCUAUUCGAGCAGUUUAUUUACGUUUAUAUGUUACCAUUAUCGAAGGUCUGUAAUAUGAUUACUGUGGUAAACAGUACAAUCUGAUUUGGAUAGAAACAGAUUGCUAUUUUAAAUCUGAUUUAUACGGGCACUUAAAAUUGACCCCAUUGAACCUGAUGUUAACUGACGUGGGGUCCAAUAGAAUGUCGACUGACGAGAGAUGAUUACGUAUCGGCAGUCGACACAAUUAUGCCGGCCUGUUGGAACCGGAUAUACACAGGCUGAUCCCGGAACGCGACACUUACGUAGACACUAUGGCGGGUUUUAACACCUUGUGUGCGGUGGUCGCUAUCCGUGCGGAUAUAAAAUACAUCCUACCUCCAUCAAAAGUUUAUACAAAAAAGUAAGGAUAAAUCAUUUACAUGUCAUCAGUGCAUAUUUUUGUUUGUGUAAAACGAUUUUUUUUUAUACUUUUAUCAGUUUUAAUGACGUAAUAAUUUAUCUACUAUCUAAUGUAGUUUGUACUGUUUAUACGUCAAUCAAUUUUGUAAUUUAUUUUACGUACCAUAAUGAGAAUACCACAAGCAGUAAUACAUUUUGUUAUGUACAAAUACAAAUGUGUAAUAUCGUUAUGAUUUAAAUACAACACGUUAUUUUAAAGUAUGCACGACUAGUGCGCAAUAUUUAUACGUACCUACUACAUACAUACAUCACGCCUUUUUCCUUUUCACGGGUCAGCAGUGUAACAAGUCCACAUUUGGCCAGCUGUAUUAGAACCUAUAUAAUAAGGUGAGGGCAUAUUGCAAUUUACCGGCACAUUCCCAGGCUGAUACUGAGUAGAAAAACUCAAUAUCACUUGCCGGGAUUCGAACCCGAGACCCCAGUGCGAUAGUCGCACUGUACACGCAAGACAAGAAGAAAGAAAGAAAAUUAUGAAUAUUCAAUUUUUUAUCUCUUUCUGUCAUGUUGUAUAUUGUAUGGGUAACAGAGACAAAAGCUGUUCAAUCUUAAUUAAAGUACAAGAUUAUUAGUAUAUUCCUAAGUAAUAAAUAUUUUCACAAAAAAAACCGGUUUUCUGAAAUUUUGAUGGUCAUUUUGUAGUUUAGUGCGAAUAUGGUGUGCGUAAGUGUAUUUCUGACCGAUAUUAUGCUUUUGUCGUUUCGACAAAUUCAAUAUUUAUUUUGUUCGAAACUUUAAGUUUUUUAUUUUAUUUGUAUGGUUAGAUAAAGUGUUGUUUUCAUGAAACCAAUUAUAUGAUUUCAUUUAUUAACCCAAUUUCAAAAUGACCCUGUAUUUUUAUAUACGAAAAUGAGUCUUGCAUACUUUAAAAUACGCUACGGCAGCUACCAUUUUGUUAGUUAUAAUGUGAUGUCACGGUGGAUACUUACUGUAUAAACUUUCCCUAAUCAUAUUAAUUCACCAAAUUAAUGUUUAGUACAAUUUGUAAAUGUAUUUUACGUCAAAUUAUUGUGUUGAUAAAAUAUAAUUAUACCAUUAAUAGUAUAUUUUUAAUUGUGUAAUUAACUGCAGUACACAUAACUUACGUCUCAUUAAAAAAAAACAGUAUUCUACCUGAUAAUGGAUUAACAAUCACCUUUUAUUUGGCAAGGCGUUGAUUCCUUUGGAAUUGUAAUGUUUAUAAGCGGCAAAGUCUUUAAUACUUGGGUGACACAGUUGCCUGCCGAUUCUUUAAUAAACAAAUCUUUUAAUUCUGAUUACUCUGAACAUAGUCCAUAUUCAGUAAUAACAUAUCCUAUUUAUUAGUUUAUAUUGAAGUAUAGUUUAAACAUUCAUAAUUAAUAGAAGCCAAAGAUCGCCAAGACGCUAAACUGAAGCGGUGAUUGUCCUUAAUUUCUUUAUCAAUAAAAAAGUCGUAUAAGAAAUGUGUAAGUCCAAGCAGUAUUCUAAAUCGGUGAAAGAUGAGGCUUUAAGAAAUUAGACAAUAAAAGGCUUGUAGAAUUCAAUUAUAAUUUAUCCAAUGCAGUGGGCAGAAACGUUUACCAACUACAUGCAAGAUAGGUUAAUUUGGCUUCUAAUGAUGGUAGGAUCCUAUACAUUAUACCAGCCACAAAUACGAUCCACUCUGAACAUAGUUUAAAAAGGUUCAACCUGAAGUAAGUCGAUUAUCGUCAACGAAAUAACAUGCUUCUAUUUUUUAUCAACACAGACAUAAAACAUCACAUUACCGAUUGUAAAUUAACAAAUUGAUGAAGCAUAUGUUCCGUUGUUAUAUUUUUGGCCAGGCAGCCGUGUAGUACUGUGCCGUGAAAUUUUAUAUCAGUGAAGCCACAAUGAAACACUAGUGGUGUAGUAUAUAACACUUGCGUCACUAGCUUUUUUUAUGACAGUAUGGGUGUUGCACGGCUACGGGGCCAAAGGCCUCUUAUAAUAUAAGUAAUGGAAUAAUUGUGUUGGCAACACUGGUUUUAUGUAUCCGAAGGAAAUGUUUGUAUCAGACAUAGAACAUAGACUAUACAUAAAUGCAGCUGUCAAGUCGAAGUGUGAGAGAGAUGAAGCGAACGUGCGGCCAAUAAUUGUCUUUUUAUAUGUGGAUUAAACUGCACAGAAAAGAGAGGUAUUUCUAUCGCAUUCGCUUCAUUACUUUUAAUAAUAUUGACAAUUUUAAAAGUAUAGUGUUGCCUACGUCUUUGUCUGUUUCGUAUCUACUGUAAUGAGCCAACAGCUAUUGUAAUUGUUACCUUAUUUAUAAUCGGUUUGGCUACGCUUGGCGGUUGUAAGUCCUUGUUAUAGUUAUUCAAGAUACAUACACUUGUUGCCAAUUAUGUUCUGCCUGAAGUUAGUUAUAGAUUCCAGUUAAUGAGGUAGGGACGUAAGACGUAAUGCGCAGUGUAAGUGACUAGCUUCAGAGUUUAAAAAGUUGGCAUUGAUAAAGAAUUAAUUUCAAUUAUUGGAACUGAUUGUUUAAAUUAAAGAUUUAAUUCAUCGAUCGAUCAACGAAGAUUUUAAUGAGGAACUAUGUUCAGACCAGUUCGCAGAUCCAGUGCCGUCUGGCACAAUACCAUGGAUACUAUUGUAGAUAUUAAAAUCCGGGAUGAGUAAAAGGAAUACAACUUAAUAUUAUUAUGAUCCAAGAUUUGUCAAUCUCCAAGCGGAGGCCAAACGUUGUUGAUUCAUAGACUAGGCUAACGAUAUUUAUGUAAUAAUACGAUUUUACGAUUUGUUAAUGUGUAUAGAUGAUUAAUAUAAACAACAGUUUUAAGUAGA